UAAAUGAGGUGGGAGCCAAAAAGAAAUUGCAAAGCGGAAGAAAAACCACGCAUUUUAUGAAAUUAAUUUGUGAAAAUUAGAAAAAAGGUUCUCAGAAUCCAGCCGCAACCCACGAAAACACGAUGAGUGAGGGUGUUGAUUCUGAUGAGUCUCUUUACGCAGCCUUGCAGCAGCAUUUUGGCCACAGUAGCUUUAAAUCGGAUUUGCAGAAGAAUGCCAUAAAGUGUGCCGUGGAAAAAAAACGCGAUAUUUUUGUGUCCAUGCCCACCGGCUCGGGCAAAUCGCUUUGCUACCAGCUGCCAGGUGUGUUGUGCGAGAAUCAGAUAACUAUAGUGUUCUCCCCGCUGCUGGCACUCAUCAAAGAUCAAAUUGAUCAUUUGGCUAAGCUAAAGAUACGCGCUGACUCGUUGAACUCGAAAAUGUCGGCAAAAGAACGUGAUGCCGUCAUUACCGACCUGAAAGCCUUACGGCCCAGCAUACGGUUUCUGUACAUUACACCAGAGCAGGCGGCCACACUUUUUUUUCAGGACCUAUUGCAAUCGUUGGUGAAGUUCGAUAAGAUCGCCUAUUUUGCCGUUGAUGAGGCGCAUUGUGUAUCACAGUGGGGUCAUGAUUUUCGACCGGACUAUCUCAAACUUUGUACCUUGCGACGCAAGUACCCCAAUAUCGUUUGGAUGGCGUUGACUGCAACCGCUUCGCGGCAAGUACGCGAAGAUAUUUUCCAACAUUUAGCUCUCAAGCAGCCCGUUGCCAAAUUCACUACGCCAAGUUUUCGGAACAAUCUCUUUUAUGAUAUAGUUUUUAAAAAUUCCAUAGAGGAUGAUUUCCAGCAUUUAGCUGCAUUUGCAUUGCAUUGCUUCGGCGAUGUUGAUGAGUUCAAAAGUGUGCCUGCGUCGAAACGUGGCUGCGGCAUCGUUUACUGUCGUACGCGAGAGACCGUCGAACGUGUAGCGUACGGAAUAUCGAAGCAAGGCGUCGGUGCUGUAGCAUAUCAUGCUGGCCUGAAGGCAGGCGAGCGCAUACAGGUGCAAGAGCAGUGGAUGAAUGGAGAGUAUCCCGUGAUAUGCGCAACCAAUAGUUUUGGCAUGGGUGUGGACAAGCCUUCAGUGCGUUUCGUAGUGCACUGGGAUGUGCCACAAAAUGUGGCUGCGUAUUAUCAGGAGUCAGGACGCGCUGGGCGCGAUGGACUACAAUCCUUUUGUCGGCUCUAUUAUGGAAGAGAAGAUGUGAAGUCAAUACAAUUUCUUUUACAAAAUGAUGUCAACCGUUCGCGAAGCUCAACUUGCUCUGGAAAGCAGGAAAAAGCGGAUCGUGCAGUAAAGAAUUUUGAAGAGAUUGUCAGCUUCUGUGAGAGCAUACGCUGUCGUCACAGGCUAUUCUCUGAUUAUUUUGGCGAUCCACCUCCAGAAUGCAAUAAUCAAUGCGAUGUGUGCAAAAACCCAAAGAAAAUUGAAAAGGCAUUGGAAAUGUUCCACAAGCUCUGUAUGGAUGGGCGUUUCAAGUCUGACGUAUCACUUGAAGAUAGCGCAGAUUUGUAUGAAGGUGGUCGAGCUGCUGCGAAAAGGCUUAAGGACGAUUACGGCGGUAACGACUCCGACGAAGGAUCAAGUGAAAGCCAUGAACAAAUGUCAAAGAAGGCCAAGCGUGAGACAGAAGAUUUCAUACGAAAACAAUUUCAACUACGCAAGCAACUGAGUGCUGCACGCGAUUUGGAAAAGGAGGGAAAUUCCCAGAUAACACGCGUCAAGAAUGCACCUUCUAGCGAAGUGAAGGUUUCCGGGCUCACGACAACCAUACGUGAGAGUUAUUUAAGUUCACUUGUUAGUGUACUUAAAUUGAAUGUCGAACAGUGCAAAGAGGAUGAUCCGCGGCGAGAUCUUCGUCAUCGUGAUUUUGAAGCCAUUGCCAUAGACAUCGAGUAUGAUUGCUUUUCAAAGGUGAAGGUGGUCAGCCUGUAUCGGCAUUCGUUGGCCAAAGAGCUUGCUGCCAUACGCCAACAGACGAACAAAGAGUUACUCAUGCCUAUUCUCAGAAACUAUGUUGCACGCCCUGAAACCAGUCAACAAAGCGUUUGGACGGGAGGCAGCGUUGAGUAUUUCGAAAGAAAGUUGAAGAAGUUGGAAGACUCUCGGCCAUCAUCACCUAAUACAAUCGCCGGUGGGAAUUCCUCGAAGGAUCUACCAAAAGCAUUGCGUCACAAGAAGAGUUAUAAGCAGGACACCGCUAAACAGACCACCAUUGGCAGCUUUUUCGAAAAAAGUAAAGGAAUUAAAAGCGAAGAAGCCGACUGUUCGCCUGUAAGCAGCAGCGGUGACAGCCAAGUUAUGGAAACCAAUGAAAACGGUAAUGUUAUAAAGACAGAAAUCGCAGAGUUGGCUGAUAUUGAGCAAAAGGAAUGUGAAGAACCAAAGGAGGUUAAGAAUUCUGAAGCUUUAACAGCAGAACCCAUAAAGGAUGAUAACUCUUUCGGAGAGGAUAAAAACGAGACCAUACGAAAUGAAUCUUCAAACUUAAAAAUAGAUGACGAUCUUGAAGAUAUAAGUGACAAAGACAUAAACUCAAAUGAAUAUAAAAUGAGUGAAGAUGAAGAAGUGCACGACCCAGAUGAGGACAAGAAGGUCAUUUCCGAUGUGCAUGUCACCCAACAACAACAACCUUCUACGAACAAAAUAGAUAACUUGUUUGGCAACGAAGAUUGGGAUGAUCCGGUAGAGGAGCUGGUGGAAAGUUCCAUCAAGUAUACAGCCAAAAAAGAAGAUGGAAAAAUAAAGACAUUAUUCGGGGAAGAAUCGGAUAUAUCGACGGCAAAUAAAUCCGACAGCUCCACCAGAGGUGGCCCGCGUAACGACGAUGAAGAUGAUUAUUUCGACAUGCUGUCCCAUCACAAACGGAAGCACAGAAUGUCACACUACACCAAAUCGAAGGAGAAAUCGCCUUUGCACAGUUACAAGUCAUCAGUGAGCUAUGACGCUUACUAUCAAUCAGCUUCAUCCAGCUCAAUCUCACACCAUCACAAAGCCUCAACUAGUUCUAAUCUAACAUCGCAUCAAUACAAAUCGGAUUCAUCCUCCACCAGCUCAUCGUCACGUCGCAAACACAAACAUAAGCAUCACUCAAAGCACAAGCACAAGGGUGACGAUUUGGAUGAGCUGGAUAUGUACGAGAGUUCCUCCUCGGCUACAAAGUGUAAGUACAAGGACGCCUUCGUGGACUCGGUCAAAUACGAAAAAUCAGUGAAGGAAAAACUUAAGGCACUGCGCGCUGAAUGGCAGGAGUUUGAGGGCGAAUCUGAUAGGAAAUUAGAGGACUCUGAGGAUUCAUUGGAUGAAUUGGAGCAACUCGCAUUGAGCAAGAAGAAAAUUGAAGAGGAAUUGAAAGCUUUGGAAGAGCUUGAAAGAGCCGCCGCGGAAUCUGAGAAAUCGGCUGCCCUGAAAAAGGCUUCAAAGAAUGAUGAGCAAACAGCAACGAAUGCAGACGGAAACUUGAAUGAAAAGGAGAUGCCCAAAAACAUAACUGGAUCAGGUCUAAGAGCUGAAGAUGUGGCAAGACAAUCGGAUUGGUAUGCAGCGAAGCGCAAAAGGGAGCAAGCCGCACUCGCAGAAAAUGAUAUGAAUGGCAGUAAAUCUAAAUUUGCUUUGCCGAAGAGUGGAAGGAGCGGCGAAAAUUCCAACUCCAGUGAACUAAUGGUAAAAUUUGGUGAAUAUAGGAAACCGGUGCUUCGCCCAGAUCAAAAUUCAAGGCACCUAUCGCAUGAUAGGCAGGCUCGCCUUAAUGCUGCCAAACAUAAAGCGGAUGUGAGCAAAUCAGUAGUGGACUUACUGAAUCCUUAUUAUAAGAAGAAGAUCACCACGAAAGAUCUCUUCAAAACAUUAGCCAAAAGGAUAACAAAUCGUGUUUGUGAAGGCAAAUUGGAGUCGUCACAUUGCAAGUCUUACAUACGCGAUACAUUUCUCACAAUCAAUGAGAUUGCUACGGAAGCUGACAUAGAUAAAUACUUUCCACUUUCUUAAACAAAUGGCUGGUACAAACCUAAGCAAUUGCACGUUCAGAUUGUGGACCAAUACCUUUCAUGAAAAUCAUUCAAUCGCGUGGUGAGCAUAUGUGGAAAUAAUUUGAAUUUUAAAACCUUGGUGGAUAUACAUAUAUUUAUAAGCAUUAAAGCUUAAGUUGAGAUUCCGUAUUAUAAUAUUGCAAGACAACGUACGAUUAAAUUUUCUUGUAAAAACAUAAGGCAUUCAAAAGAAAAGAAUGAAUUGAUCUUAUUUUUCGCUAACAAUUUGGGCGCACUGAUGCAUGGUUGCAAAUGUAUUGUCCAAAACAAAUAACAUUUGAAUUGUGUUAUUCUCGCAAAAAUGAUAAGUAGCAAUAAUUUUCACGAAAGGUACAUAUAUUUAAUUUAAGCUCCCAGAAUUCUAUGAAUACGUUAUUUUAUUGAAAAAAAAAAAUAUUAACUUAAGUUGCGUUAUUUCUAACAAAUGGGUUUAAUGGCUCCGUAAGGAUAUCAAUUACUCAACUUCUGUGGCCAAUUAUAAAUGGUAGUAAUUAAAGUUAAUUCUCUGCUGGCUGUAAGUGGCUUCUGUUUCCUAUAUUCGCUUGUUUACAUAGACAUUACUUUUGAAACAUAUAAAUGUAGUAGUAUUUAAAGGAGUGCAUGCGUACAUAUGUAUACAUUUAAUUAAUAUAAAUCAUACAUAUGCAAUUACAUAUAAAUAUCAAUAUGUAAAUAUUAAAGUGUAGAAUGUCAUAAUAUACUGAUUAAAAUAUG
Messenger RNA from Rhagoletis zephyria (snowberry fruit fly), 4765 nucleotides. It is a transcript of the gene RecQ5, whose product is annotated as RecQ5 helicase. Gene Ontology annotation, biological process: double-strand break repair via homologous recombination; regulation of DNA-templated transcription. Gene Ontology annotation, molecular function: 3'-5' DNA helicase activity; four-way junction helicase activity; nucleic acid binding. Gene Ontology annotation, cellular component: nucleus; chromosome; cytoplasm. The record is from RefSeq and is a predicted model, not a curated record. NCBI's taxonomy places the organism in Eukaryota, Metazoa, Arthropoda, Insecta, Diptera, Tephritidae.